Molecule: messenger RNA, 643 nt
Organism: Drosophila willistoni
Lineage: Eukaryota; Metazoa; Arthropoda; Insecta; Diptera; Drosophilidae
Exons: 2
Coding region: 11-616 (201 amino acids)
Source: RefSeq, a predicted model, not a curated record
AGCAUUCAAUAUGAAACUCACUCUCUGUGUGCUUCUGGCUUGCCUGAUCAGUGCAAAUGCACUUGUCUACGAAUACCCCAGCGAGGAUCUGCCCUUGAAGACAUUCGACUAUACCGAUGACGGCCAACUACAAGGUAUUGAGGCCGAAUCCUUUGGCAUAUUCUCUUCCACCUGGUGGGUUAUCAAGGCCUGCCUACGGACUGUUAAGGGUUUCAAUUGCCUCAUUAAAUGGGUGGAGGGUAUAAAGACUAGUGCCUUGACAUUCAAUUCAAAUGUCAUUCUUUGCGGAGUGACGGCAAGUAAAGAUGUGACAAAUCUGAUUAAUGCCAAUGUGAAGAUUAUUAAGUCUGCCAACGAUAUUAUUAAUUUGAAGUCGAAUGUUUGUGCUGAUACCGAAUCGGCUGUGGCCAAGGUGACCAGUAGUUGUGCCAUCAAGGCAUUGGCCAAAAUAUUCUCACUCUAUAAGGAGGUGAAGAGUGCCAUCAGCUUGGCCAAAAAGAUACCACAGACAGGACCGAAUGCCGUUAGCUGUGUCAACGAUGCGGUAAGCACGUUGACCGCAUAUUAUACUCAGUUUCCCCAAAAUAUAAAGACGUGCUCCAAAUUGACUUCCUAAUAAAAUUCAAGUCAAUUAUGAACAUUA